Carica papaya (papaya) is the source of this 1768-nucleotide messenger RNA. Lineage: Eukaryota; Viridiplantae; Streptophyta; Magnoliopsida; Brassicales; Caricaceae. The record is from RefSeq and is a predicted model, not a curated record.
AAACGGCAUUCCUCUUCUCUUCCCUUACUCCUCCCAACUAUAAAAGCUGGCAGUCAAAUCCCCAAUGGAGAAUAUUUCUUCUGCCGAAAGAAUUUGCGAACGUUAACAAAGAGCAUCCAUAACCGGCUAAAAUGCGCGCUGAGUUCACGUCUUCUUUUUCUUCACCGACUGAUCGGAGGCUAAGCACUCUGUCCAGGCACCUUUCUAAUGACUCUUCACCGUCAGUUAUAGAUUCUCAAGGCACUCUAACCGCUUCUCGAACUGCGGCCUUCCAUCGUGACUCUGUCUUCGCUCACCUUGUUCGUGCACCUGAAGAUCCUAUUCUCGGGGUAACAAUCGCGUAUAACAAAGAUCCCAGCCCGGUUAAGUUAAAUUUGGGAGUUGGUGCAUAUCGAACUGAGGAAGGAAAACCUCUUGUUCUGAACGUUGUCAGAAGAGCUGAGCAGCAGCUUGUAAACGACAAGUCUCGUGUCAAGGAAUAUCUUCCUAUUGUCGGAUUGGCUGAAUUCAAUAAAUUGAGUGCUAAGCUCAUUUUUGGUGCUGACAGCCCUGCUAUAAGAGAGAACAGGGUUACUACAGUGCAGUGUUUAUCUGGUACUGGUUCACUCAGAGUUGGGGCAGAAUUUUUAGCAAAACAUUAUCAUCAGCGUACAAUUUACAUUCCCCAGCCAACAUGGGGGAAUCACCCAAAAGUUUUCACUAUGGCUGGUUUAUCUGUGAAAACUUACCGUUACUAUGAUCCAGCAACACGCGGGCUGAACUUCCAAGGCCUACUAGAAGACCUUGGUUCUGCUCCAUCAGGAGCUAUCGUUCUUCUUCAUGCUUGUGCUCAUAACCCAACUGGUGUUGAUCCGACCAUUCAACAAUGGGAGCAGAUCCGACGGUUAAUGAGAUCAAAGGGAUUGCUACCUUUCUUUGAUAGUGCUUAUCAGGGUUUUGCAAGUGGAAGUCUAGAUGCAGAUGCUCAAUCGGUUCGUAUGUUUGUUGCCGAUGGUGGUGAGUGCUUUGCUGCCCAAAGUUAUGCAAAGAACAUGGGACUUUAUGGGGAACGUGUUGGUGCCCUAAGCAUUGUUUGCUGGACAGUGGACGUCGUACCCAAAGUAGACUCCAAGAAAAGAAGCUUCGUGUCUGUACUUUAUACUUCUGUCUGCAAGUUUAAAUGUGAUCAUGUGCCAAAAAGAAAAAUAAAGAGGUGUAUGAUCUACAGGGACAUGUACAAUGAAUGGACUGUCGAGCUGAAGGCGAUGGCAGACCGAAUUAUCAGCAUGCGGCAGCAACUUUUUGAUGCUCUACGUGCUAGAGGUACACCUGGUGAGUGGACUCACAUUAUCAAGCAGAUUGGAAUGUUCACUUUCACUGGAUUGAACUCAAAGCAAGUUGCCUUCAUGACUAAAGAGUACCACAUCUACAUGACUUCUGAUGGGAGGAUCAGCAUGGCUGGUCUCAGCUCAAAGAGAGUCCCGCAUCUUGCAGAUGCAAUACAUGCAGCUGUUACUCGUGCUUAAAUUAAAUCUACCACAAUUAUGGAUUGUUUCUCAGACAAAUUUCUUUUUCUACUCAUUUUAACCUUUUUUAUUGGGGGAAAUGUUUUUUUUUUUUUUUCAAUUUUCUGUAAUAAUGUCCCCCCAAAGGGGAAUGUAUUACUUUCUGUUGGGGCUAAUUGGAGAAAGAAUCUGUAACUGAGAAUUUUGGAAGUUACUCAUUUUCCCUACUCCUUACUACCUCACUUGCUCUCGAGCAAUAUCAAGGGUACAAAAUAAAAAGGAAA